UCCUGCCUGUUUGUUGAUGUAAAGUUGUAGUUACAGUCGAGAAAGUCUGAAUCAUAUCCUCUCUUUCUUUUAGCAAUCCUUGAUCAAGGACACUUUAUAUUAUUUUUGAGAGGCUUCUGUUUGUGUUCAAUCAUUCAAAAUGGGGAAACGACAACAUCAGAAGGACAAGAUGUACCUAACUUACACAGAGUGGAGUACUCUGUAUGGAGGGAAGAAAGCUGACAAUCCCAACUCGGAUGAGGCUAAUUUCAGACGGCUUCCAUUCGACCAUUGCUGCGUCAGCCUUGUACCCUGGGAGAACCCUUACUGUGAUGAGAAUGGCAACGUGUUUGAGCUUCAAUCUAUCUUAGAUUAUUACAAAAAAUAUAAGAAGAAUCCUAUCACUGGAGAGGCACUAGAUGUUAAAAAGCUGACCAAGCUUAAUUUUUCGAAGAAUGCUGAAGGAGAAUACCACUGUCCUGUGCUAUUCAAAACAUUCUCCAACAGUUCUCACAUUGUUGCAAUCAGCACCACUGGCAAUGUCUUUUCACAUGAGGCUGUUGAACAAUUGAACUUCAAAACUAAAAAUUAUAAAGAUUUGCUCACUGACCAAAACUUUGUCAGGAAGGAUGUACUAACUAUCCAGGAUCCACAAAAUGUUGAUAAGUUUAAUUUAUCCAAGUUUUAUCACAUUAAAAACAGUCACCGUUUGGUAGAGGAUGACGAUGAUCCAACUGCACGUUUGAAGAAUGUGAACAAAGAGACACAACUAGUCUUAGAUACCCUGCAAAAGGAGUACAAAGCACCAGAGAAGAAAGAUGUCAUACAAGAAAAGGCUGACAAAUUUAAUGCUGCACAUUACUCUACUGGUGCUGUUGCUGCUGGAUUCACAUCUACAGUCAUGGCCCCUGAAACUAAAGCAGAGGCAGCUAUUGUCGAAGAGGAUCUGGUGCGCUAUGAGAGGGUCAAAAAGAAAUCUUAUGUUCGCCUGUAUACAAAUGUUGGGGUUCUUAAUUUAGAACUGCACUCUGAUUUGGUUCCUAAAACCUGUGAGAAUUUUUUGAAACAUUGCCAGAAUGGAUACUAUAAUGGAACAAAGUUUCAUCGCUCAAUCCGAAAUUUCAUGAUACAAGGUGGUGACCCAACAGGAACUGGGACAGGGGGACAGUCAAUCUGGGGCAAACCAUUCAAAGAUGAAUUCAAACCUAACUUGACUCAUACAGGAAGGGGAGUCUUAUCAAUGGCCAACUCUGGUUCAGACACCAACAAAGCUCAGUUUUUCAUCACUUAUAGGUCCUGCCGACAUCUAGAUAGUAAGCACACGGUUUUCGGCAAAGUGGUUGGAGGCCUUGAUACUCUUACAGCGAUGGAACAAAUAGAAGUGGACAACAAAGAUCGACCUAUAGAAGACAUAGUCAUUGAAAGAGCAAGCGUUUUUGUUGACCCAUACCAGGAGGCAGAUGAUCAACUUGCAGCAGAACGAGCUGAGGAAAUGAAGAAAAUUGCAGAGGAAAAGGCAGCGUUAAACCGGGCUGCUCCAAAGAAGGAUGCUGCAUUGAAAGUUUAUCGGUCAGGUGUAGGGAAAUAUAUUCCAAAGCUCGAUAACAUUAAGCCGGAGAAAUCUGACAAAAUUUCUGAACCAGCUCCCAAAAAGAAGAAAGUUGCAGGAUAUGAAUUUGGCAGCUUCAGUAAUUGGUAGUCUAUUGGAUAUUUUAAUCAUGGUCACCUUAUUUACAACUAUUUUUAUCUUGUACUUAUGCUGUGAAAUACAAAUUUCUAUAAUAUGUAA
Messenger RNA from Thrips palmi, 1768 nucleotides. RefSeq names its product RING-type E3 ubiquitin-protein ligase PPIL2. The coding region runs from base 140 to 1678 and encodes 512 amino acids. Gene Ontology annotation, cellular component: catalytic step 2 spliceosome. Gene Ontology annotation, biological process: protein peptidyl-prolyl isomerization; protein folding; protein polyubiquitination. NCBI's taxonomy places the organism in Eukaryota, Metazoa, Arthropoda, Insecta, Thysanoptera, Thripidae. Gene Ontology annotation, molecular function: ubiquitin-ubiquitin ligase activity; peptidyl-prolyl cis-trans isomerase activity. The record is from RefSeq and is a predicted model, not a curated record. The transcript has 11 exons.